Colletotrichum phormii is the source of this 1590-nucleotide messenger RNA. RefSeq lists its product as uncharacterized. NCBI's taxonomy places the organism in Eukaryota, Fungi, Ascomycota, Sordariomycetes, Glomerellales, Glomerellaceae. The transcript has a single exon. The annotation marks the transcript as partial. The record is from RefSeq and is a predicted model, not a curated record.
AUGCAGGCAAUCUGGUCUAGAGCGGGCCAGGCGCACCGUUGCGGCUGCAAGGCCUGCUUCAGUGCCUCCGGGGGCAUGAUGCGGCAGUCGGCGACGCGCGCGACGCAACGAAAACCGACCUUUAGCGAGAUCUUCACGGCGUGCUACACAUCGAUAAUGGGAACGGCAGCGGUUUUGGACGCAGAGAGGAAAGACAGGCGGCGAAAGGAUCUGGACCGACAAAUUGAAGAGGUCUCGAACGAGCUGGCAAAUCUUGUCGAAAAGGGACAGAAGAAGGCUCCUACGAAACCGCCUGCUGGGGACAUUGGCAACCGAUAUCCAGGCGCUUUGAAAGACCACGUGCGACAAAACCCCGAAAUCAGCAAGAUGCUCGACGCCCUAGGACCCUCACAUAAGUGGCAGAAAACUGUUGCAACAAAGGCCGACGUGGACCGUUUUUGGGAGAUAUACGAGCUGAGCCCUUCGAACAAAGUUAGAGGGGUCGACUACGAUGCGUUAAUGAAGGAGCUCAUCGAGGAAGAGGGGGUACCUAUAAAGCACCGUCAACCGCGGACGGUCAGGCAAGCCAAGGCAGCAGAAGUGGCAGCAAAAGCUUUGGUCUACAGAUUCCUCGACGCAGGCGACUACAUGAUUGGAAGCGAAAGGAUGCAAACGACACGAGAAGAGGUAGCCAAGCUGAUGAAGAGCAAGCUGCCUAUAUGGCACCUAGAACUGAGCGCUGAGGCUCUGAAUACGUGCAGCUUGGAGCUGAACCAGGUAUUGAGGGAGAUUUUUGACGCCUCGACUCCCUCGAACGUUGACCAUACGAUUCACAGUCUGUGUCACAAUAUCCUCACAUCGCCUCAAGCCCUCAGCAUACACACAUACAACCACCUUAUUGCGGGCCUGGACAAAGUCGGGAUGCAUCGCCUUGCUUCAGAGGUGGUCGGUUCUUUCUUCCAUGGCAAGCUUGAGCCAACGCAGCACACCCUGGUCUGUAUCCUGAAUCACUUCAAGGCGACACAUGACAUAGACAGCUUUGCGGGCUUCAUCGCUCGCAUGGUUGGCAAAGACCAACGAGGUGUCAACAUCCGCAGAAAGACACACGGUGAAGUAGCGACGUUUUUCCGCAUUCACGGAUGGGCCAUGAAGAAAGACGUUGCAGUCGCCUCCCAUUACGUCGUCGAGAGGGCGCGUUUCGACGAAAAAGUCUUUGCCGCCAUUAUCGAAGGCAUGUUGGCGUUUUCUAGACUGAGAGCUGCCGUGGGCGCAUUUGCGGCAAGCAUCGCGGCCGACCUCACAAUUAGCAUGCGGACCAUAUCCGAGCUGCUCGAUUGUUGCGCACGCUCUCUGGAUCGAAUAGCUGCGGACAAGGUUUUGAAAGCACUGGAAACCAAACCCGAGCUGAUUAGUCAAGCAUUCACUCAAGAGAACGACCAACUAUAUCUCGCGCGACGCAUACGGAGCUUACUGGACAUUUGCGGCCGUGAAGACGAGUCGCCGACCAGCGUAGCACCGUUCUUGAAGAAGCCUGUGUUCUCGAUUGUAUUGAGUGAGGAACAGAAACGAGUACUUCACAUCGCACGAAUAGCCCACGCCGUGGGCCAAACG